This is a messenger RNA of Melanotaenia boesemani (Boeseman's rainbowfish), 1098 nucleotides long. It is a transcript of the gene gpr141, whose product is annotated as probable G-protein coupled receptor 141. Gene Ontology annotation, cellular component: membrane. Lineage: Eukaryota; Metazoa; Chordata; Actinopteri; Atheriniformes; Melanotaeniidae. Gene Ontology annotation, molecular function: G protein-coupled receptor activity; oxysterol binding. The coding region runs from base 138 to 1046 and encodes 302 amino acids. Gene Ontology annotation, biological process: G protein-coupled receptor signaling pathway. The transcript has 2 exons. The record is from RefSeq and is a predicted model, not a curated record.
CCAACAGCCAGUGCAACGUUUUAUUGCUCUGAUGAUGAUAAAGUGAUGUAGUGUGGAGACCAGACGCGUCCAUGGACAUUUAAGAGCAGUCAGCUGGCAGGUUUUCUUUUAAGCAAAACGGUUUAUCCACAGCCACGAUGAAUACGACCCCUUCUUAUCAAACCUCCGAUCCACCAAGUGAUGAGAAAAACAAUAACGACUACCACACAACCCUCCUGGUCAUCUACUCUGUGGUUCUGCUCUGUGGUACCAUUAGCCUGAGCCUUAUGAUGCACAUCUUGAAAUCCAGCACAGUGUCCACCACCUCCAUUGCUGUACUCAAUCUGAUCUUUGCCCACUUAAUUUUCCUUUUCACUGUACCCUUCAGGAUUUACUAUUAUGCAACUGAAGUCUGGUCACUGAGCCAUGAGUGGUGUAAAAUGGUGAGCGCUAUGAUCCACAUCCAUAUGUACAUGUCCUUUAUCCUCUAUGUGAUCAUCCUUGUCACCCGCCUUUUGAUGUUUUAUAACAAAGCUGCUCAAGUAGCUUCCUUCCAGAGAAUGCAUGCAGUGAUUUGCAGUGUUUUGGUGUGGCUCAUUGUGCUUGUUGUAGUCCCUUGCACCAUCCAUUUCUUCUACGGCAAAGACAAUAAUGGAAAUAACAGCCAACAUAACAACACAGGACAUUGCUUCAAGUUUGGAAAACACAUUGGGUCAGAGUUCAGUAAGGUGAUCAACUACAUCAUGAGCACAGUGAUUAUAGUCGUGGCUCUGGUGUUAAUAGCCCUCCAAACCAACGUCCUGUGGGUUUUAUACAGAAAAGAUCGGCAAGGAUGCACCUCUCAGCAGGACUUUGGAGCUCAGCUGAAGAGCCUCUUCUUUGCGCUGAUCAUGGUGAUCUGUUUCAUUCCCUACCACAUGUUCCGGAUUUACUACUUGAGUGACGUUGACAAACUGGAGAACAUCAAUGAGUUGUUUCUGAGUCUGACCACUUUUAACUGUUUGGACAUGCUAACCUUCUUAGGUGGGAGAACCUGCAACAUGUGCAUGCCAGGAAGGGCGAUUUGAAAAGUCUUAGUACAAUGAUGGCGUAUAGUUUGUGUUGUUUUUUUUUGUUUUU